Paramecium pentaurelia is the source of this 958-nucleotide messenger RNA. NCBI's taxonomy places the organism in Eukaryota, Ciliophora, Oligohymenophorea, Peniculida, Parameciidae. The record is from the annotation of a GenBank genome assembly.
GUUGUAAAUAAUAAUAAUUAAUUAAGAUAAGAUGAAUAGCUACAAACUCAUAAAAACGUAGUCAGACAAUAACACUAAUGGUGAAGAUGAAUCUACAAGACAUCUAAGUGAGUUAAUAGAUACUAAAAUAUCUUCAAUUAAAGUAGCACCUACUACUCCUAUUAAUUUUCUAAGCCUUAGAGAGAGAUUUGGGUAGAUUUCAGAUUAAUAUCCAUUGCCAAUUAAAUUCUAAUAAUUAUUAUAAACAAUGAGAAAUAUUGAAUAAACGUAUUGGAAAAAGAGAAAACCACUAACAUAUGAUAUCAAAACUAAUGCCAUUAAAAUAUUAUAAAUUGGAUAAUUGUUAAAACUUGAUAAAGAUUUAUAUGAGGUAAAGAUUGUAAAUAAAUCUAUUGAAUUGAUUUUUAAUCAUAUUCCUACAGAAAAUUUACCAUAAUUUUAGCCUUUUCAAAGCUAACUACCUCAAAUUUUUGAAAAAAGGAUUGCCUCAAUAAGAAAUAAAAUGGAUAAAUUAGUAUAAGAAAAACAUGAAGAUUAUUUGAAAUUGAUUGGAUAAGAGAGUUUUUUAGAGUAUUCUAAAGAGUUUAAGAUCUAUUAUCCAACCUUUGAUAUGAAUUUUGUAUAGGAUAUCUCACCAAUAUAAUUGCCAUUUCAAAUAUAUUCUGAUGAGCAGAGAGAUUAAAUUAAAUAAAUUGUUGAAAUAACUAUUAAGUAUUUCAAUUAAAGAUCUGUUUCAUUUGUUUACUAUAACAAUUUAAUAUAGCACUUACUUAAUAAAAUACCAAUGAAUAAAGAGAUAAUGGAGAAGUCAUUAAUGUUUUUGAUUAAAAUAUAGCCAGAUUUCCUAUAAAUAACAAAUGCAAAAAAAGAGCAAUAGAAAAAUAAAUGGAUUGUGUAAAUUAAUAAAUUGAGUACAGAAUAAAACCAGAUUGAAUCCUUGAAAACUUAUUUCUAUUGA